GCUGAGCAGAAGCUCCAUGAUCCAGUCCAAGUAAAUGUUGGUCCAAGUGGAGGAGCAAGGUUUCUUGCGUGUGGCCUAUUUUUCUGCUCCGAACCACAGUCGAGUCCACUAUCAUGAUAAUAACGAGUCUGUGUUCAUGGUGUUUCAGUUGAUUUCACCUCAGGGCUCAGGGGUCAGGUAAAGACUCUGCUCUGCAGUUGCUGCACUUACCGAUAUUUUCAGGCGCUAGGCAUGGCAAACAUACUAGGCUAGAGGAUCCAGCACCCUCCCGGGAUCCCCCUAGCCAUCGCUGCUACGGUGUGGUGUGGAGCUGCUAGUGCUACGCAUGUCGCUUGUCUCAGUCAGUAGGUCUACGAGAAGAGUGCACUGACUAGUGACUGUAGUGUAGAUCGACUAGUAAUCUCUCUCUCGGAUUGCAACACACGUAAGCAGUACAUAGUAACGUUGCACAUCCGAGGAGAACGAAGUCUUGGAGCUGGAAAACUUCGAAAAAAUCGAUCGACGAGUGAGCAGUUCCCACGCCCAGCGCGCUACUCACUAUCUACCUGAUCUACGGCCGGUGGCAGUAGACUCUACAGCACGGGUUGUAUCACCACAGUGGCAGCCGCGCCGCAGUUGAGGAUUGCAUUUGCACUACAUGUACGAUCGCACAGUCAGCGUUUUCCGCAGUGAUAGCUAUCUACCCUCGCACUCGCAACAUGGCGGCUACUGCUGCUGCUGCUGCUGCUGCUGCUGCUGCUGCUGCUGCUGCAAUGGUGUCGCGCAGUGGGCCAAGAGUGACUCGGGGAACUCGUUUUCACUGCUGCUUGUGCAGUUGUGAGUUGGCUUGUGCCCCACUCUUGUCCUGUCUGCACUCGAUCUGCAUGGGGUGCCUAGCUGAGGUUAUGGAUAAGGAUGGACGUGUAUGCUGCCGCACAUGUCAAUAUGUGAGUGAGGUGGACGCCGACAGACUGCCUCUAGAUGUUUUUGCGGCCGACCGUGUGACGUUAAAGCGGCUGCUGGACACAAGCAAACAGCCGGUGUGUGACGACUGUGGCGAGGAAGCUGAUGAGCCGGCUAGUCACUUGUGUGCCGACUGUGGACUAUUCCUGUGUGAUGUGCAUCAUGCCGGGCAUUCCAAAGGCAAGCUGACACGGGGCCACAGUAUGCAACCUAUCGCGAAACUCCGACGGACCAAAGUACGCCACUUGGCAGCAGAAGGACCAAACAGAUCUUGCCAGCCGGAUUUGGCCUCGGUAAGAAGACAACCAACCUGUGCAAUUCACCCGGGCAAAGAAAUCCAGCUGUACUGUACGACAUGCAGACUGUGCAUAUGCCACGACUGUUCAUCGUUGAAGCAUUCCGCACAUAAUGUGUCCUUUAUAUCACAGGUCCCUUGCAACACGGAAUUAGAUAAGCAGCUUCUAAAAGCGAAACAAUGGGCAGAGAAAGUCGAGACCGCUUUGACUGAUGUCCAAAAGCAUCAAGACGGCCUAACGGCCGAUUUUCACUCGGCUAGUUCUGCCAUUGACAAAGCUGGUGAAGAGGCAAGGAAGGCCCUUGACAAGCGUUUAGAAGAGCUCCGAGCUGAUGUUGACAGUCUCUACAUCAAGAGGAGCAAGUCACUAGAGUCCAGGCAUAACCAGUUGGAGGCACUCCGUGAGGGGCUUACAUUCGCAUCAGAGUUCACAGAGUACAAUGCUGCCAAUGGUAGUAACACACAAUGCUUGAUGAUGAGGCGAAUUGUGGGAAAUCGGUUUGACGGGCUCAGCAAUUCAGCACAGAGUAUGAUUGAUAGUCCAUCUCCAGUAAAGAAGCCUCUCUCAAAUCUUGGCUGGAGAGUUCAGCCUGCUAAAGCUGCUGCGCUUGUUCCUCGUAUUAGAGCUUCCCUCGACACGCACCAGCUAGUUGGGAGCAUAGCUUCAUUUGGGUCUGUGUACACGUAAAGCCUACACGCCUUGUAUUCUAAAUGAACUGUACUGAACUACACACCUUUUUGUAUUCUAAAUGAACUGUACUGAAAGGUGGUCAGCCAGUGAACUAAUUCCUGUGCCAUGACUAUUAUA
Sycon ciliatum is the source of this 2045-nucleotide messenger RNA. Its product is annotated as E3 ubiquitin-protein ligase TRIM45-like. The transcript has a single exon. The record is from RefSeq and is a predicted model, not a curated record. NCBI's taxonomy places the organism in Eukaryota, Metazoa, Porifera, Calcarea, Leucosolenida, Sycettidae. Gene Ontology annotation, molecular function: zinc ion binding. The coding region runs from base 699 to 1925 and encodes 408 amino acids.